ACAAGGACAUUUGCCUAUGGUCAUAUUAUUACUCCAGUAUGGAGCCGACCCCACUCUCAUCGAUGGGGAGGGAUUCAGCAGCAUCCACCUGGCAGUAUUAUUUCAACACAUGCCUAUUAUAGCAUAUCUCAUCUCAAAAGGACAGAGUGUGAAUAUGACAGAUUUAAAUGGGCAGACACCUCUCAUGUUAUCAGCUCACAAAGUACUUGGGCCAGAACCAACUGGAUUUCUUUUAAAGUUUAAUCCUUCUCUCAGUGUGGUUGAUAAAAUACACCAAAACACUCCACUCCACUGGGCAGUUGCAGCGGGAAAUGUUAAUGCUGUAGAUAAACUUUUGGAAGCCGGCUCUAGCCUGGACAUCCGAAAUGUUAAGGGCGAAACACCUCUUGAUAUGGCUCUACAAAACAAAAAUAGGCUCAUUAUUCACAUGCUAAAAACAGAAGCCAAAAUGAGAGCUAACAAAAAGUUCAGACUCUGGAGGUGGCUGCAGAAAUGCGAGCUCUUCCUGCUGCUGAUGCUUUCUGUGAUUACCAUGUGGGCUGUUGGAUACAUACUGGACUUCAAUUCAGAUUCUUGGCUUUUAAAAGGAUGUCUUCUAAUAACAUUGUUUUUUCUGACAUCUUUGCUUCCAAGGUUCUUGGUCGGGUAUAAGAGUCUCAUCUACUUACCAACAGUCUUCCUGCUAAGUUCCAUUUUUUGGAUAUUUGUAACGUGGUUCAUCUUAUUCUUUCCUCAUCUAGCAGGCACCCCUUUCUAUUUUGCUUUCAUUCUCAGCCUAAUAGCCUUCCUCUACUUUUUCUACAAGACUUGGGCAACUGAUCCAGGCUUCACUAAAGCUUCUGAAGAAGAAAGGAAAACGAAUAUCAUCACCCUUGCAGAGACUGGCUGUCUGGACUUCAGAACAUUUUGUACCUCAUGCCUUAUAAGGAAGCCAUUAAGGUCACUUCAUUGCCACGUGUGUAACUCCUGUGUCGCUCGAUACGAUCAGCAUUGUCUGUGGACUGGACGGUGCAUAGGUUUCGGCAACCAUCAUUAUUACAUAUUCUUCUUAUUUUUCCUUUCCAUUGUUUGUGAUUGGAUUAUAUAUGAAUCUUUCAUCUAUUGGUCAAAUCAUUGUGCCACGACAUUCAGAGAAGAUGGACUGUGGACCUACCUCAAUCAGAUUGUGGCCUGUUCCCCUUGGGUUUUAUAUAUCUUCAUGCUAGCAACUUUCCACUUCUCGUGGUCAACAUUUUUAUUAUUAAAUCAGCUCUUUCAGAUUGCUUUCCUGGGCCUGACUUCCCACGAGAAAACCAGCCUGUUGAAGCAGAGCAGGCAUAUGAAACAGACAUUGUCCCUCAGGAGGACCCCAUACAACCUUGGGUUCACGCAGAACCUUGCAGAUUUCUUUCAGUGUGGCUGCUUUGGCUUGGUGAAGCCCUGUGCCGUAGAUUGGACGUCCCAAUACAGCAUGGUCUUCCACCCAGCUAAGGAGAAAGUCCUUCGCUCAGUAUGA
This is a messenger RNA of Puma concolor (puma), 1495 nucleotides long. The record is from RefSeq and is a predicted model, not a curated record. Lineage: Eukaryota; Metazoa; Chordata; Mammalia; Carnivora; Felidae.